Molecule: messenger RNA, 1970 nt
Organism: Mauremys mutica (yellowpond turtle)
Lineage: Eukaryota; Metazoa; Chordata; Testudines; Geoemydidae
Exons: 3
Coding region: 436-1164 (242 amino acids)
Source: RefSeq, a predicted model, not a curated record
GCUCUUGUAAAUGCUGAAAAUGAAAAACAAGGAGGGUGGAAAGGCCCCCCCAAGUGGCAACCAAAAACAGAUCACGGGGGGCCCCCGAGUCGCGUCAAAGAUAUGUGUAACUACUGCAAGCAGCUCGGUCACUGGAAGAGAGAGUGUCCAAACCGACGUACCGGACGCCAGCCCUGUUGCCCAGACCGACCUCAGCAACAGAUGGCUGUGGAAAGAACAGACGCUGUUGAUAGUGAGGAAUGACGGCGACCAGGGGGUCCUCUUGUCACCUAUUCAAAUUAUUUUACUCCUUAUGUUUGUUCCUCCACAGACCCCCAGGUUCACCUAACUUUGGGAGGAACUGCCUAUUCUUGUCUUUUGGACUCAGGGGCUGCCCUUUCUACUGUUACUUCCAAGCCGAAGAAGGGAAGCCUCACAAAUAAAAGCAUUCCGGUAAUGGGAAUAGGCGGAAAGCCAUUUAACUGUUCUGUAUUACAGGAGACUGCUGUAGAAAUCUCUGGUGUCUUUGCCUCCCAUGCCUUUUUGCUAGCUCCUGACUCUCCAGUUAAUCUUUUGGGCAAAGAUCUGUUGUGUAAGUUGCAUGCUCAGAUUUUCUUUUCAGAUGACAAAAUCAUCCUUCGGUUGCCUCAAAACCAACUUCCCCAGCUGUGUGCUGUUCUGACCCAGGCUACCGAGGACCCGAUCCAGCCGGCGGGCCCGAUAAUCCUACCUGAACGACUCAGACAGAAGGUAAAAGCCUCCCUAUGGGGCACUUCAAAGGCAGACUUGAGCACCCUCCAGACAGAGCCAGUACAAAUAACUCUGAAGCCAGGCACUGACAUUCCUCAAAUUCGUCAGUAUCCCAUCCCCCGAGAAGCUCUGCUUGGCCUCCGGAGUCUUAUCACCACAUUCCUGCCGUUGGGAGUGCUAGUUCGCACCAAGUCUCCUUUCAACACCCCCAUUCUGCCAGUCAAAAAAUCUGACAUGAAUUCAAAGAAAAAACCGGUAUACCAGUUUGUUCAGGACUUGCAUGCAGUGAAUAAGGCUGUUCAAGCUAGACACAACGUGGUACCUAACCCUCACACAAUCCUGACUGCCAUUCCAGCAGGUACGCAGCUCAAUUUCAGUCCCUACCCGCUGAUGUCCCUGCCCAUCGGAUCACCCCGGGAGAUUGGGUCUAUGUAAAAAAGUGAAAGCACAAGCCUCUCCAACCCCGGUGGGCGGGCCCUUUCCAAGUCCUCCUUACCUCCCACACUGCAAUUCAAGUAAAAGAACGGGACACUUGGAUUCACCACACCCAAGUCAAGGUAGCUCCUAGGCCGGGGCCAGAAGCAGACAACUCCGGACCUCGAGGGAGCCCCGCUAGCUCUUCCCACCGCGACCCAAAAGAGCCUAAAGCAGACAAUACCUGAAAGGCUAAACCUCUCAAGGGCUGGAGCUAUGAAACAAAAGCAGAGAUCCCCAGGAUCAACCUAAAAGACAUUCAGUACUGAUAGAUUACUACAACUCUGUCACCUUUUGGAAUCAUAGACUGUAACUCAUUUCUGUACAGUACCUGCUCACUUAACAUCCUCCCAGUUAAUGUUGUUUCGUUAUUUAGGUCACUGACCUAUUAGAGAACAUAGUCCUUUAAAGUCCUGCAAUGUUCCAUUAUAACGUUGUUUGGCUCCCCCUGCUCCACCCACCUGCGCUCCUGCCAGGGAGCGGGGUUGGGGCCCAAGGCUUCCCCCACUCCGCCCACUCGGCAUUCCAGCUGGGGAGCAGGGUCGGGGUGCGGGGGCUUGCCCGUUCCCCGGCUGGAACACUUGGCGGGUGGAGUGGGGCAAGCCCCCACGGUCUGACCCCCGCUACACCCCUGCCUCAACCAAUCUGCACAAUCAUCAUUGGUGAGUGCAGUAUUAAAUUGUUUGUUGACAAUUAUUUAAAACUUAUACUGUAUAUGUAUCUAAUGUCUUUUGUCUGGCAAAAAAAAAUGUCCCUGGAACCAAACC